AUGGCACCAAAGGGAACUAAAUCUAAUAUUCCAACAAAUCUUCAUGGUGGUUUGAAGGGUGCCAUGCUAAAUCUUAAAUCCAAAAAUGCUUAUGAAGCUGUCCUUGAGGCUGAACCAUUUGCAUGUGCUCCUAAGACUCCUUCUACGCUUUUCCCCCCUCCACCCGUUAAGUCUCCUCCAGUAUAUCACUACACAUCACCCCCACCCCCUAAGAAAUCACCACCUCCUCCAUACCACUACACAUCACCCCCACCACCUAAGAAAUCACCACUUCCCCCAUACCAUUAUACAUCUCCUCCCCCACCGGUUAAAUCUCCACCACCACCGUACCACUACACUUCCCCACCACCACCAGUGAAGUCUCCUCCCAAGUACCACUAUACAUCACCCCCACCACCUAAGAAAUCACCACCUCCCCCAUACUACUACAAAUCACAUCCACCACUGGUUAAAUAUCCACCCCCACCUUACCAUUACACUUCACCGCCACCACCAGUGAAAUCUCCACCACCACCAUACCAUUACACUUCACCACCACCAUCGGUAAAGUCACCACCCCUAACUUAUCACUACACAUCACCUCCACCACCGGUGAAAUCUCCACCACCGCCAUACCAUUACACAUCACCUCCACCAACAGUGAAAUCGCCUCUGCCACCAUAUCACUACAUUUCACCACCUCCACCCGUGAAAUCUCCACCGCCACCAUACCAUUACACUGCACCUCCCCUACCUGUAAAAUCCCCUCCACCGCCUUACCAUUACACAUCACCACCACCACCGGUGAAAUCUCCACCCCCACCAUACCAAUACAAUUCACCUCCUCCACCGGUAAAAUCCCCACCACCACCAUACCACUACACAUCACCACCACCCCCCGUGAAAUCUCCACCGCCCCCGUACCACUACAGCUCACCUCCACCACCAAUUAAGUCACCACCACCACCAUACCACUAUACAUCACCACCACCACCGGUUAAAUCCCCACCACCACUUUACUAUUAUACAUCACCUCCACCACCCAUGAAAUCUCCACCUCCUCCAUACCAUUACACCUCACCACCACCACAUGUUAAGUCCCGACCACCACCAUACCAUUACACCUCACCUCCUCCACCUACAAAAUCCCCACCACCACCAUACCACUACACAUCGCCUCCUCCACCAGUUAAGUUUCCACCACCACCAUACCAUUAUUCUUCACCUCCACCACCAGUUAAGUCCCCACCACCACCAUACCACUACACAUCACCUCGACCGCCUGUGAAAUCUCCCCCAUCUCCAUACCAUUACACCUAUCCCCACCACCAGUUAAGUCUCCACUACCACCAUACCGCUAUACAUCACCUCCACAACCAGUUAAAUCCCCACCUCCACCAUAUCACUACGCCUCUCCCCCACCACCAGUUAAGUCACCAUCACCACCAUACCACUACGCAUCACCUCCCCUACCAGUGA
Lactuca saligna is the source of this 1458-nucleotide messenger RNA. The record is from the annotation of a GenBank genome assembly. NCBI's taxonomy places the organism in Eukaryota, Viridiplantae, Streptophyta, Magnoliopsida, Asterales, Asteraceae.